UUCUUCAACACUUUUUGACUUAUCUUCAUGUAUAUGCCAAGAAUUUUGAAAGGCAUUUCAAUCAUUUGUCCGAAGAUGAAGCUAUUUUUGUUACUCUUAGACUUUGUAUAAUUGAACACCAAAAUAUUAUGUCUGCUGUAAAAAUUUUAAAUUCUGAAAUUAAAUCGUUAUUGUUACUGGAAUUUUUGACCAAUUCGUUUCAACUUGCAGCAAAUCUACUUAAUAUUAUGCAGAUGAGCUUUAACUUCGUACUUCUUUUUAAUUUGGCAUUUUUGACACAGAGAGUUGUAGAAAUAAUGCUUCUCCAUGGAUCUGCUGAUGCAAUAAAAACAGAGAGUUUAAAAUUAUCGGAUGCUAUAUAUGACUCGAAAUGGAACGACUUUGACAAAAAAUGUACAAAUUUAUUGCGAUUGACGCUUCGUGUUAGUCAGAGACCACUUUUAAUUACCAUUGGUCCAUUCGGAGAAAUGUCACUUCAACCAGCGAUAAAAAUUUUUAAGGGAGCCUACAGUAUUGUUACAUUUUUUCAUAAUGCAUAAUGAUUGUAGAAAUCAAAGUAGAUUAAACGAUGUAGUUGAAAUAAAAUAUUUCAAUCUUUAUCCAACAUGGAAAGUUAUUCAACUUAAGUAGAUUAACGAUGUAAUUGAAAUAAAAUAUAUAUGUCA
Molecule: messenger RNA, 665 nt
Organism: Aethina tumida (small hive beetle)
Lineage: Eukaryota; Metazoa; Arthropoda; Insecta; Coleoptera; Nitidulidae
Product: odorant receptor Or2
Exons: 5
Coding region: 129-539 (136 amino acids)
Biological process (GO): detection of chemical stimulus involved in sensory perception of smell; sensory perception of smell
Cellular component (GO): plasma membrane
Molecular function (GO): olfactory receptor activity; odorant binding
Source: RefSeq, a predicted model, not a curated record